Messenger RNA from Asterias rubens (European starfish), 2128 nucleotides. RefSeq names its product nuclear protein localization protein 4 homolog. NCBI's taxonomy places the organism in Eukaryota, Metazoa, Echinodermata, Asteroidea, Forcipulatida, Asteriidae. Gene Ontology annotation, biological process: ubiquitin-dependent protein catabolic process. Gene Ontology annotation, cellular component: nucleus. The coding region runs from base 78 to 1898 and encodes 606 amino acids. The record is from RefSeq and is a predicted model, not a curated record. The transcript is spliced from 16 exons. Gene Ontology annotation, molecular function: ubiquitin binding; ubiquitin protein ligase binding.
CUGCAUGACAUGAAUAUUUUUGAGACGAAGCGACUAUCGAAAAUACCAUUAAAUUAAACAUCACCGUACUUGUCGAGAUGCCGAAUGAAAUUAUUGUCCGACUCCAGUCACCUGCAGGCACAAAGAGAGUGAAUGUGCCUCCAGCGACGACACUCUACAAGUUUUUCCAGAAGGUAUCUGAGACAGUUGGUAUCCCUGUUGACCAGUUCCAAUUAUACACGGAUAGAGACAAGACAAGAGACUUGAAACCCACCAGCAAGGCCACAUUGCACACCUACAAAAUCAAACAUGGAGAUAUGUUAUACGUGUCAUACCAGCCGGGUAUGUAUGAGACCGAGACGGAUCAUCCAGGCACAUCAUCAUCAGCGGCGGCAGCAGCUAGCGUUGAAGAAGAUGAAGUGGACCAAUUCCUUGCCAAGCUAGACGGCAAAAUCUACAGAGAGAGAGAUGAACAGCUUUGUCAUCAUGGGGCCAAUGCAAAGUGUGUCCACUGCGUUCCUUUAGAGUCGUACGAUGAGAGGUACCUUCAUGAGCAUGAUCCUCCAAUUAAGCAUCUCUCCUUCCAUUCACAUAUCAGGAAGCUCACAGGAGGCGUUGAUAAAGGCAAGUUUGCAUUCCUUGAAAACAUCAGCCUGAAGAUAAAGCCUGGUUGUACGGAACAUGCCCCGUGGCCGGGGGGUAUAUGCACAAAAUGUCAACCCAGUGCUAUCACACUAAAUAGGCAGACGUAUCGACACGUAGACAAUGUAAUGUUUAAAAAUCCCUUCAUGUUCGAUCGAUUCCUGGACUACUGGAGGAAGACAGGGAACCAGCGCGUUGGUAUCCUGUACGGCACAUACGAACACCACAAAGAUGUACCACUAGGUAUCAAAGCAACAGUGUCAGCAAUAUAUGAACCUCCACAGAAAUCUACAGUCAACAGUUUAGAGCUUUUACCAGACAACAAUGCAGAAGUUGUGGAAUUUGUCGCCAGUAAAAUGGGUCUACGGAAGGUUGGAUGGAUUUUCACAGAUUUAGUUGCAGAGGAUCUCACCAAAGGAACAGUCAAGCAUGUCAGGAACAUGGAUGCUCAUUUCUUGAGUGCGGAGGAGUGCAUCAUGGCAGGGGAGCUUCAGAAUCAGCAUCCUAACCCAUGUAAAUUAGCCACCGAGGGCACGUUCGGCUCCAAGUUUGUCACUUGUAUUGUAACAGGUGAUUCCACAAAUCAAAUCCACACCGAGGCGUACCAAGUAUCAAACCAGUGUAUGGCCCUGGUGCAAGAUGACUGCUUAGUGCCUACCAGAGAUGCCCCUGAGUUGGGCUACGUACGAGAAUCUACUAGCGAGCAAUAUGUCCCUGAUGUCUUCUACACGGAAAAGGACAGUUAUGGAAACAGCUCAAAAUCCUUAGCAAGACCCCUGCCUGUUGAAUUUCUGCUGGUUGAUGUGACGAGCGGUUUCCCUAAGGAUCCAAUGUACACCUUCAACGACUCGCCGACAGUCAAACACUUCCCUGUUGAGAACCGCUCCGAGCUCGGGGAGGUCCAAGACCUCGGCCCAUUGGCCCAGUACAUGAAACAGUUCAGCAGUGAACAGUUCAUGGAGGCCAUGUUGGAUUUCCAUUUGAUGGUGUACCUCGCUGCUAUGCAGAUGCUGCCAAUUAGAGAUCACAUGGGAUCACUAUUGGAUGCUCUGAGGACACAGGAUGGAGAGCUAGCGAGGGCGUGGUCAAAGAGCGAACACUGGGCAACGUUAGAACACUUCAUGGCUGCCCAAGCGCCGAGUCCUACGUCAAUGUCGGCAUCAUCAGCUUCCUCAGGGGCAGGGGCAUCCCAAGGAACUUGGACUUGCUCUCGAUGUACAUACAUCAACACCAACUCAAGACCAACCUGUGAGAUCUGCGAAGGACCCAAGGCUUGAUGCAGUUUCUUUCCAGUGUAUUUUUUUUACUGGAAUUUAUUGAAAUUGGAUACUAAACCUAUUCUUAAAGGCACUGGACACUAUUGGUAAUUACUUGAAAUAAUUAUUAGCAUAAAAACUUACUUGUUAACGAGCAAUGGAGUGCUGUUUAUAGUAUGAAACCUUGUAAGAAACGGCUCCCUCUGAAGUAAUGUAGUUUUUGAGAAAGGGGUAAUUUUUUCACUCAAAUA